CAUAACUCGAAAUUCAUAAAUUGACCUCCGUAAGGACAAGCGUGGUCAACAAUGAAUACGUGGAUUUGCAUUUUUUUCCUCGGCGUGGCCUUGUCGGCUCCUGCUGAUGAAUUUCGGAGCUUAAUUUACGAGGGAGAUCUCUCAAUUAAUGACGAAUCGUACCGGAUGCAAAUAAUACCAGCUGGAUUUACUCCUCAUAAUAUACGAAUACAUUCUAAAGUCAAAUUAACCGACUUCAUAAGCCAGGAAAACGAGAACUACGUGGUAUUCAAUAACUUUAUUGAAAAAGGUUACGCUACGAAGGGGAUAACCUUUAAUAUUUAUGACACAAACAUAAGGGAAACGACCAUAGCCCUGUUCCGUGUUCUGCAAGAUUUAAAUUCCAAUGAAAUCAAACUUGUCCAAGAAUGGGCCAAACAGAAUAUAAAUGAAGAUAUACUUGACUAUGCUUUGAAAUUAACAGCAUUAUACAGUAACGAUGUUCAACUAGCAGAAAUGUCACCGCCAUUUAUUACAAAACCAAAUUUUUUUAUUAAUAGUGAAACUUUAGUUAAAGCCCUGAGACUAAAACUCAAUUAUGGGCAUAUUCACCCUCAGGAAGCUGAGAUUUAUCAAAUACGAAAGAUCGACGAUAAAACUUUCACCAUAAAUACUAAUUAUUCUGGUUGGGAUCAUCCUAAUGAAUGUGAUCAAGAUACAAAUUAUUUUAGGGAAGAUAUAUCACUCAAUAGCUAUUACUAUGGACUUCAUCUUCUACAUCCAUUUUGGAUGUCAAAUGAAGAACUAGACGAAAUGAACCCAAGACAUGCUGAGCAUUACCUAUUUGCUUUAAAACAAUUAUUGUCUAGAUAUAACUUAGAAAAGCAACACUUAUUACAAGGAGAUAAAUCAUUAAAUGAAGAUUGUGACAUUGACUACCGCCCAUUUUUGAUGUAUGAUAACGGACUUGCAUUUCCUAAUAGACCUUCUUUCAUCAGUUCCCACGAAAUAUCUAAUGAAAAGUUUGUUACUAUUGAUAUUGCCAUAAAGGAAUGUCUUUCUAGGCGUAUAAUAAUGAUGAGUAACGGUACAUUGGUCAAGAUAGAUGAGGACAAUUAUUUGCAGUUAUUACCAAAACUAUUGAGAGCAAACUUAGAUGGUGUUAAAUCGGGUGAAACUAUUAGAAAUCUUUUUGGUUAUGGGGUUGGAACACAAAAUGUGAGCACACCCUCACCAUCAAUUAUGCAUCAAUAUCAAACUGCACUUAGAGAUCGCGUUUACUGGGUGCUCUUAGAACGCGCUUUAAAUUAUUCCCUGGAUUUCUUGAAGGACAUGGGUCCAUUCGACUUGUCCGCCUAUGAAACGGACAGUUUCCGCAUUAUUGAUAGUCAGAUCGAUGAUUUUGUUAGCUUUUUUGAUUACUAUCAGUUUAAUAUAAAUAAGGCACUAAUUGGUAGUGAAAAAGUAUAUGUUUUUGCACCUAAUCCUCAUAUGAUUACAGCUAGACAGAUGAGAUUGAAACAUGUACCUUUUAAGGUAUCAUUUAAUGUCGAAUCCGAUAUGGAACAAGAUGUUGUUGUAAGACUGUUUUUGGGCCCACAAUGUUAUAAUUCUACAUGCUGGGACAACUAUCAUAAAUUUUUCGAAAUGGAUGCUUUUAAAUGUGGACUUAAACAAGGAUUCACAAACAUUACUUGGUCACCUGAUAAUUCAUCAAGGUUUUCAUUUGACGAUUUCUUUAAUUUAGAAGCACCAGUCAAGAGCGCUUAUAAAUAUAAUAUGUAUAAGUUUCCUGCCAAUCUGUUAAUACCUAGAGGUUUGGAGGAUGGUCUCCACCUUACAAUGUUUGUCAUGAUAACUCCUGUAAAUACAUUUGAAAUGAAAACACCUGAAGCAAACUUAUACAAAAAUAUAACUAUGUCCCUUGAAAUAGACGAUAAACCACUAGGAUUUCCAUUCCACAGAUUAGCAACAAACUAUAAAGAUAACGCAAGCAAUUAUGGAUUUUAUAAUGUAUCUGUAUAUCAUCAUAAAAGAACUGUUAAUGGAUUUGGUCAAUUUUCAAUGCAUCUAUACUGA
Molecule: messenger RNA, 2058 nt
Organism: Amyelois transitella
Lineage: Eukaryota; Metazoa; Arthropoda; Insecta; Lepidoptera; Pyralidae
Product: arylphorin subunit alpha
Exons: 6
Coding region: 52-2058 (668 amino acids)
Source: RefSeq, a predicted model, not a curated record